AUGGCGGUGAUGCCAUCUUCAGCUUCUAACAACGCAACUCCGCCGGGCAGUGGCUCUUCUGGUUACCAAUUGGUCCAUCAGGAUGAGAACCGCGAUGCCGGUAAUGCUCCGGAUUUCGAUAAGGAGGAAGCUCCCAUCUACAGACCUCGGGAGGAUAGGCGGUUUCGCAAUGCAACCUACAUUCUGACAGCAUGUCUCGUGAUUCUUCUCGGAUAUACCAUAUACUCUUCGCUUCCGCAUAGCUUCCGGGGCUCCCCCCACUGCCCUUGCUUGCCAUCAAAGGUUCCCCAGUACUUCCAGACCUAUCCUGAACUAUGGGCUGGGCCAACGGCCACAGGAGAAGCUGCCUUCAUGGCUCAGACGAGAGUGGUUAAUCCUACCGCCACCUAUGUCCCUAACGAGCCUCUCCAGACCUCCAUCCCCAUUGAGGGCAUGCAGCAGGGAAAUGAUAGCAUUUUCAAGAUGAUGGGCUAUCUUUCACCUUACUCUCCUUCUCCAGGCUUUGGAGUCAACGAGUAUCCGCUCCCUGAAGGCGCAGAGAUUGUCCAGGUUCAGAUGCUGUCUCGCCACGGGUCCCGGUAUCCAACAAUGGGAUCCCAGGUUGCCAAGCUUGGUGAGCGUCUCGCUGAUGCUGCCGGCACCUUUAAGCCCAAGGGAGCCCUCUCUUUUCUCAAACAUUGGAAAUACCAACUUGGCCACGAGAUACUUGUUCCCAAGGGCCGACAGGAGCUCUAUGAUUCAGGAGUCCUGCAUAGUUACAUGUAUGGCAAAUUGUACAACCCGUUGAGCAAGAUCAUUGUCCGAACAACUACCCAGGAUCGGAUGUUGAAGUCUGCUGAAAAUUGGCUCGCCGGCUUCUUUGGCCUUGAAUGGCCAAACAAUGCCACCAUUGAGGUCAUCAUUGAAGAUGGGAACAAGAAUAAUUCGCUGGCCGGAGCUCUCAAUUGUCCCAACUCGUGGCCCAAGGGCACCGGCAACGAGGCGACCGGGACCUGGACUGUGAAAUACCUAGAGAAAGCUGCGAGGAGAUUUCAAGAUAUGACCGAGGGCUUCGAAUGGACAGUCUCGGACGUCUAUGCCGCUCAAACCAUGUGCCCCUAUGAAACAGUGGCAUAUGGCUAUAGUAGAUUCUGUGAACUUUUCACCUAUGAAGAGUGGGAGAACUUUGGCUACUCCAUUGAUUUGUUCUUUGCAGGAAUAUGCGGCUUCCACAGCCCUACAGCAAGGGCUGUUGGCCUUGGUUACCAACAGGAAGUCAUGGCACGACUCAAGAACCAUACUUUGGGUUACUCUGGAUCUCAGAUCAAUGUCACACUGGACAGCAACCCUGAGACAUUCCCAUUAAACCAGAGUCUGUACUUUGAUUUCUCACACGACACCAACAUCGUCGCGGUUCUGACGGCAUUUGGGCUCCGCCAGUUUGCCGAAGAGCUGCCACCAACCCACAACCCCAGGGAUCACACGUUCAAGGUCUCCCAUGUCACCCCCUUCGGCGCCCGGCUCGAUAUCGAGGUCAUCAAGGCCCCCAAGCCCGUCUCCCCGAAUCGUGACGGUUUCUUAAGCGGCGGCGAGACAAAGUACAUUCAUUUCGUCCUCAACCAGCGCACACUGCCACUGGGACUCAGCUUCCCAGAGUGCGACGCCUCCCGCAAGGACGGCUGGUGCGAGUUCGACACCUUCCUCAAAGUCCAGGACACCAUGGCAGAGAGGGCACGGUUCGACUACGCCUGCUUUGGCGAGUAUCCAAAGGUCCCGUACCAGGACGUCACCGAUGGCGCACCCAUUUCCUAG
Messenger RNA from Clonostachys rhizophaga, 1791 nucleotides. The record is from the annotation of a GenBank genome assembly. Lineage: Eukaryota; Fungi; Ascomycota; Sordariomycetes; Hypocreales; Bionectriaceae.